CAGCUCCAUGAAUGGUGAAGCACCUGCCACCUCUUUGUACCAGCACAAUCACACAAACAAGUGCGCCAUGUCCAAGAAGUUGACGGAUGAAGAGCUCCUCGCUCAGUUCGAGGACAUUCCCUCGGCCGAUACAGCCACAGCGGCGUCUGGCAAAUCAGCGUCGGGCGCAGUGGACGAAGACGACCCGCUGGCAGAGCUCAGUGCGCUGGCCGCCGCUCGUCCUGUCUCUCGUCCAGAAACUCCUCGUCUAUCCACCUCUACCACAUCCGGCACAAAGUCCAAGGCUGAACACACACCCCAGAGCUCUGGACCACCCAGCGGACGCACCAGCGAAGAUCGAUCCAAGACGCGCAAGAGCACCGAGAGCGCCCGCAGCUACCACCAAAGCCAGACCAUCAAUGAGCAGCCUCAGCCUCACCCUCAGCAGCAGCAAGAGAAGCGGCAAGAGCAGGUACCACAAGCAGGCGGCGGCUGGGGCUUUGGUGGCUGGGGCGCCAGCGUCUUCAGCGCUGCCAGUGCUGCUGUCAAGCAAGCAGAAGCGGCUGUCAAGGAGGUGCGCGGCAACCCCGAAGUGCUCAAGUACGCUGAGCAGCUCCGUCACAACGUCAACGUCGAGAGCUUGAAGGCUUACGGAGGCAACGUGCGCAACAUGGCUCUACCCACCUUUACUUCUCUGCUCGAGACGAUCGCGCCUCCAAUCGCCCAGCACGAGCGCUUGAUCAUCCACACCACCCACGACCUACAAGCAUACCCCUCGCUCGAUCCCAUCAUUUACGAAGUCUUCUCUCGUGUCAUGCAACAAGUCGAAGGCGGUGACCUUCUUGUCAUCCAGCGUGGUACAGAGUCUCGCCAGCGCGGUCGCAGCUCAUCUGAAGCCGCCUAUCGCGGAAACAUUCUCGGAACAGGAAGCGGCGCAUGGACUGAUGGCCCUUGGUGGCGUGAACAAUCUACACAACGCAGCUUGGGUGCCGUCAAGGGCUUGACCGAAGGCACAAAGCUCUGCCGCGCCAACGCAGAGGCCUACGCGACAGACUUCUUUGAAGCCCGCGGUGGUCUCGAAGAAGUCGCAAAGCAAGCCACCCAAACUCUCUCAGAGACCAACCCCGUUCGCAGCUCCGACAUCUUCCUCGCCAUUCAACCCCUUACACAGUCAGCCGCCAAGGACCUCUUUGCUGCAGCUCCCAAGCCCGAUGAACCAAAAUCUGACGUCGUGGACCCCGACACCGACGAAGAAACAGCCCUCUUCGCCAUCUAUCUCCACGACCCCAUCCACUCCCUCUCCUUUAGCUCUCUCUCCCAAUCCUUCCCCGCACAAUGGACACAAUGGCUCGACGCCUCAUCACCAAAUCCCGAAGAUCCAGAAAUCCUCCCCGAAAGUAUUCGAGAAAUCGUAGAGUCUGGUGGUAUUGACCCUCGCGAAUGGGUUUCUGAAUGGCUACAGGAUACCCUGACUUUGGCCAUUGGUGUUGUGGCGCAGAGAUAUGUGGCCAAGAGGAUGGGUGUCGGUGAAGGUGGUAUUGGAAAAGGAAAGCAAAGACAGAGGGCCGAAGAAACUGAUGCUGCUGGGGAGGCUGCUAGAGCUAUUUGAUCUUCUUCCGUCAUUUUAUCAUCCUGGCGUUAUGGGCAAGGCGAACGGCUGAAUGACCUAUGGGCUAGCAAAGACAGUAAACAACACCUUUAUGAUAUUCUUUUCUUUCUUCUCAACCUCUGAUUGUCCCAUGUGAUGAGAACUCAAGAUCUCUAUCAUAAUGCCUGUCACACACGGAUUACAAUUUCAUCUCAUGCCCUGUGAUCUAACUCACCAAUGAGCACUACAACCAAAGAAGCUUGCUGUGAGUGCAGUAGCGAUCGGUGAGGAAAGUGAUUGGGAUUGGAUACAAGUGCACAUGACGCCCAUAACCUCACAUCCAUCACUUGCUCAUCAACACACAUACUUACAGCGAGA
Aureobasidium subglaciale EXF-2481 is the source of this 1945-nucleotide messenger RNA. RefSeq lists its product as uncharacterized. Bases 8 to 1588 code for a protein of 526 amino acids. The transcript has a single exon. The record is from RefSeq and is a predicted model, not a curated record. NCBI's taxonomy places the organism in Eukaryota, Fungi, Ascomycota, Dothideomycetes, Dothideales, Saccotheciaceae.